CACUUCCCCAAUCAAAGUUCGUAUCAUGGCAAUUACGAUUAUCUAGCUUGUUGAUUGCGAGUCUCGAGCGAGUAUUGAGAUUCGGUGAAGGGAGCAGACCAAAAGAUCUGUUUGUAUUCAAUCUACGAGAUUGUGCUGUACUCCAGGAAGUAACAAUUCUUUGAAAACAUUAGCAAACACGACUUGCAGAACAAAAACACUUCAAAGUAUCGUCCUCCCAAAAUCACAUUUCUAGAGCCUCUUUCCAAUCUUGAGAUGCCAAUCCUAUCCUACUCAAGCUUCUUACAUAAGGCAGGGAUUGGAAGAGUCUACCGCCUAGUUGUACCCACUUUCAAGCUCCGCCCUCCUCGCAUUCUAUGCGAGCCCUUCCGAAUGCGAGAAAGCGAGAAAGCGAUGUACGAGUGCGCCAAUGCGUCUCCAAUGAAGAGCUUCUCAGUACGAAGAUGUGACUUUUCAUCUACUUUGCAUUUAUCCAAAAAAAUCACGUAUUAUAUAGCUCUCUUCCUGUUUUCAAAAUGGAGCAUUCUAUUCCAUCUCAUUCCCAUCUUCAAGCUUCUUUCUAUCCUCUUGAAAGACCACAAACAAACCAUUCAAAAUCUCGAGUUCCGAUAUAUUCCUCUCCCUCCUGUCCCCCGAGCUUCGAAUUGAUAUUUAACGAUUAGACGAACGUGAUACACCCAUCACACACCAAUCAUCAUGUCGGUCAAUGGAGAAAAAUAUAUGCUCUAUCACUAUGAGCCAUCAACAGCCGCGGCUUGCGUUUUCGUAGUCCUAUUUGGCAUCUCAGCCAUCCUCCACAUCUACCAAUUAAUUUCCAAGCGAACAUGGUAUUUCAUUCCCUUCGUUAUCGGAGGUUUAUUUGAAGCCAUUGGUUACGUCGGGCGUCUCCUAUCCUCUCGCGAGGACUACGGUGAUUGGACACUCGGACCCUACAUCAUGCAAACACUUCUCAUCCUCAUCGCCCCCGCCUUUUUCGCAGCAUCCAUCUACAUGGUCCUCGGACGUAUCAUCGUGCUCACCGACGGCGAAAACUAUUCCAUCAUUCGCGCGCGCUGGCUCACCAAAAUAUUCGUCGCCGGCGAUGUUCUUUCUUUCCUGAUGCAAUCCAGUGGUGGUGGAAUGCUCGCUAAAGCCAGUACCCCUUCAAACGUCAAGUUGGGAGAAAAUAUUAUCACGGGUGGUCUCGUCGUCCAAGUUGUUUUCUUCGCUUUCUUCAUCGUCACGACCGGCAUUUUCCACAUGAGAAUCGUAAAAGCACAAGGCGGACUUCAUGCUUCUGCCGUACCAUGGCAACAAUAUCUAUACAUUCUUUACGUCGCCAGUACUUUUAUCAUGAUUCGAUCGAUAUUCCGUAUCGCAGAGUAUGUACAAGGAUCUGAUGGUACUCUUUUGUCGACCGAAACCUACAUCUACGUCUUUGACGCUUCGCUUAUGUUCUUGGUUAUGGUAAUUUUCAACGUGAGACAUCCAAGUGCCAUUAUCCAAGGAAAGGGACAACAAUAUUCGACUCCAGUUGCGACAGGAAGCAGAGAUGGAUAUCCGAUGGAUGAUAGAGUUCCAUCUGCGACCAAGUACCAAGGUCAUGGCUAUGCGAGAGAAUCCGUCUAGAUCGGCAUAGAAUGGAAUGAUGAAGGGAGGGUAUUACUAGCAUCUGGGACUACACGGGAUAAUGAAGGGAGGACAUGAGUAACAUUUCUGUUCAGAAGGCAAAAAUGUUACGGGAGAGGUUUCUCAAUCUAAUACCAUAUGCGUGGGACUGCCAACUACGGUCGGCAAGGGUGGUUUUCUUUUUCGUUUUUACAGCUUUUUCUACAGCAAGGCGUUUCAGCAUGGGAUCCAUAGAGGAUGUAAAAGUAUAGCAUGCGACUUACAUACUAUUAUUAGAAUAUAUGAUUAAUGACAA
Messenger RNA from Botrytis byssoidea, 1903 nucleotides. RefSeq lists its product as uncharacterized. The record is from RefSeq and is a predicted model, not a curated record. The coding region runs from base 697 to 1608 and encodes 303 amino acids. Gene Ontology annotation, cellular component: membrane. Lineage: Eukaryota; Fungi; Ascomycota; Leotiomycetes; Helotiales; Sclerotiniaceae. The transcript has 2 exons.